AUGUCUUCGGCCUUCAGUUAUUACUCCGGAACAACCUCCGGGAGUGGUGGCUCUUGCACUCACUCGAUAGGUAGUGAUUCCGACACGUGGUCCCGUCAUAGUAGUAUUAUGCCCCAACGCUCGCAAAUCUAUGGAACUUCUAGCGAGACCCCCGUGAUUUAUCAUCCAAGCGCAAAACAAUUUUCGUCCCAUCGCGAGGGUGGUACAAUAGACGCUCAGAUCGCUGCUGCGAGGACCUCGAAGCACGUGUCGCCCGAUCUCGAGCUGCCGAUGUCUUACAACGGGCUCCCCGUAACGGCACAUACUUCAAACGGUAUUGUUGUAUCAUCGACCGGAUCGUUGCCACGUCCACCUUCUCUGUACCGCGAAUGGGAUCAUCCUGCAUGCCUCCCUCCGGAAGCUCUCAGACCUAGUUACGACUUCGGAAAGCCCGAUAACUCGGACUACCUAGUGGAAAGGAACGGUCGACGUGCCGCCGACAAGUUCAAAGGCAGCACUCGUUACCACUCCCAGAGACGACCAUCCAACCGAGAUGAAUUUGAUGGUCCUCAUCAGCUCCUAGAGAUCCCUUCCCCGCGCAUCGUUGCGGCGCAAGCGAGGGAUUUGCCUCACCUUCCUACUAAUCUUGAUGUCUCAGAGCAAGACCGCAUCUUGAGCGCGGUGAAUGACAGACUGUCACAAUGCGCAUUUGAUUUUGUUGCAAAGUAUCAGUUUCCAAUUCCAUUGGAACCGGACAAAAGACAGGUGAGGGUUCCCUCAGACCGCGAAUGGACUGAGUGGGUAUAUCUCCUAAAAAGGUUGGCCACCAAGCGCCGCAUUCCCGCCAGGGUUCUCUAUAAUGGCCAGAUCAAGCAAUUAGUCACGGUCCUGGAAAAUUCCCUGGAAAUGAGACAUGCUGCCAAACAUCAAUCUAGACCCAUCAAGGAUGACCGGAAUGUACUUCAACUCAUCUCCGCCGGGACUCAAGUGACAAAAAUCCUAAAAGAUGCCAAUGCUAUGGAAUAUUUGGACCGUCUUUAUCUUGAUACGGAGAAACGCAUCCAUGACCGGCGCAGUCGUCGGGUGAAAUUCGCCAGCCCUUGA
Aspergillus steynii IBT 23096 is the source of this 1083-nucleotide messenger RNA. RefSeq lists its product as uncharacterized. The record is from RefSeq and is a predicted model, not a curated record. NCBI's taxonomy places the organism in Eukaryota, Fungi, Ascomycota, Eurotiomycetes, Eurotiales, Aspergillaceae. The coding region runs from base 1 to 1083 and encodes 360 amino acids. The transcript has 3 exons.